AUGCCUGUACAAGGAACUCCCUUCGUCAAUGAAUAUUUGAAUGCUAACAACGAGUCUCCUUACCAUGUGAUAACCAAGAACGGAUUUACCAAAGACUGCCAGUUAAUGAAAAAAGUCGUGUUAAUUUUGAUAGAUAAAAACUUCACAGCUAGUUUAAGAGACAAUGGACACUGUUUACCGAUAUAUUACUUGGAGGAACAUCAGUUUGACGAAUUAUACGAAGAUCUACGGAAAAUAACUAGGAGCUCAGAAAGUGGUUCAAGGGAUGAUCUUCUUAAACAAGUUAAAAAGGAAUUAUCACAGAAAGACUACACUGCCGCCUUACGAUCGUGUAAUAGUGCGCUUAUGACAUUUGACCCAAAUGAGAUGCAAGGAAUUAACAAAGAAGUAUCCAGUUUGAUGAGAAAUAUAUCAGAAUGUCAUUUGAAUCUUGGGGAUGUGCAAGCUGCUUUAAAGACUGCAAAUGAUAGUGUAAAGUUUAAUCCAACUUGUGAUAAAGCGUAUUGUAUGCUUGGUGAUGUUUUAUUUUCCGGCAAAAACUAUCAACCUGCCAUACAUACGUAUACAAACGCACUCGUGAUUCAUACCAACGGUCUUACUUUUCCAACUACAAAUAUAUCAAGGAUGGUAGAAAUCUUAAAGAAAAUUUGUCUUGUUUUUCUACGCUUAAACAAUAAAGAUGCGUCGAAAAACAUACAAGCAUUGAUUCCGUUUCCAGUUGGAUUCGACAUAUGGGUUUGGGUCUUGCAUAGUUUUAUAUUGGAAAGAGAACUGGAAGCAGCGAAAUACAUCGCAAAUUUCAUGCGGACUAUAAAUGUUGUUUAUGUAGAGCUUGAUUUUGACCUUGAACCGCUCUGUGGUAUUGAACUCCUGGCAAAGUUUCCUGAAUGUAUGUUUUUCAUUGCUUACCUAAUAAUCUGUGGCUGUAAAUAUACCAGUUUAUCGACACAGCAAGGCGACACUUUUAUCAACGCAGCUGUUAGAAUGACUUGUCUCACUGGUAUUCCAAACGUGCUAAAAGGCGUAUGUCAUCACUUACAAACUGGAGAAAAUAGCAGUAUUACAGACUGUAAAGGAAAUUCUGGUCUCCAUAUUGCAGCUGCUCAAAAAAUAGAAAAAACUAAAAUAGGACGACAUGAGGUUAUCGAAAUUCUGAUAACAACUAAUAUAAACCCUUCUCUUGAAAAUAAGGAUGGAAAGCUCGCUAUUGACCUUCUUCCUAAAGACGACAAAAGAUCAAGGAAAGUCCUUGAGAAGCAUAUGACGAAAAUGAUUGCUUUUGAAGACAAACCAGAACAUCAUGGUAGAGCAAAUUCACCAGCAACACAAUUAAAGUCAGCUGCAGCAUUAAAUAAAAAACAGCAAACAGAAAAUCAAAUCCAGAAACGCGAAGAACAAAAUAAUGAGAUUGAAGAUAAAUGCAAACCAUGUCAGGACACGUUUAAUAAAUGCAAAAACAUAAUCUUAGAAGAUCCAUCACUCGCAUUCAAAGAUCUGAUAAGACUAAUUAGGUCUAAACAUAGAUCUCCUAGGCACAAGCAAAUAGAAAAGGAAUCAGUUUUAAUGAUUUCUGACUUUCUUGCUGAAUCAUCAGAUUUUGAAAUUCCUGAAGAAUUAUGCAAAAUUGCCCAAAAACAAUUUGAGAAGAUAUUGGAUACUUUAAUACAGCAAGAAAAAUGGAUGCAAUCAUACCAAUUGGUAACAACACAUAACAGAGUGCAUGGCAUACAGAGUCUUCCCGGAUUUGCAUUUACAAUACAAAUUGAACAAUUAAUUGCUCACCUAGAUAAAGAAUUUCCAAAUGAACAGUAUUCAAACUUAACUGAGAAGUUAGUAGACUGUUUUCUCCGGAAUGGUGGAAGAGUAGACCGAGGUGGUCAUAUUUGUAUAACAAAUGCUGUUGAAAGACAGUGGUAUAACUUGCUCAAUACACUAAUCUGUCACCAUCAUUGCGAUCCUCAAUACUUAAAUCUGGAAUCCUGCACUACUCCUAUUCAUUCUGCAUUAUUUCUUGGAUUGCAUAAAGAUCCAGGAAACUUCUCUGUUUUCCAUAAAUGUCUGGAAUUGUAUGCCAAAAAUCCGGAUAAAUAUGCAAGGUUGGAUCCAAAGCAGUUAGACAUAAAUGAAAACACGCUUUUUCAUUUAGUUGCUAAAGAAACAUAUAACACCAAAUUGAAGCAAGUGGCUGUAAUAUUACAACAAAAACGUGUCCCAUGUAAAGUACAGAACAAAGAUGGGAAAUUACCUCUCGAUUAUCUUAAAGCGAGCGAUCCUCGAUACAAAAUCCUCCAGAAAGCAGUUGAAUACGACACAAGUCAGAUGAAAACUGCUGAAAAACAAAAAAAGACAACUGAUGAACCUACAAUUCCUAAGCCAAUCGUAGAGAAAAGACAAGACCCAUCCGUUUUAAACAUGGAACGUAUUAAAGAUAAACCGAAGCAAUAUGAUAAAAGUAUUGACAGCAAACCCAAAAUACAACCAAAAAUAACAAAUGAAUCAUAUCUUUUACAAAUUCGAAAACUAAUAGAUUCGAUUGGUCCAAAACAAUCCAUAUUCGAUCAUUCAAGUGGGGAUCUGUGCAAAGAAAUAAAUGUUGAAAAAAUACCUGUAGACAGUGAAGAUGUUGAUGAAUCAGAUAUUGACCAGAUGGAGUUGGGAAUCUGGCACGGGAGCUUAGAGGGAAAACAAUGGGAAGUUGAAUGCACUUCUGGUGUUUUAAAAAGUCUACAAAGUAAUCGAAUUAAAACAAUGUAUAAGGAAAGAAUAGUAAAGAUUAUCAACGCCCUGGCUUCUGGGAUUUACUCAAAAAGUUGCUUUAAACCGUUAGUGACGGGUUCUGAUAAAAUAAAACUUUUUGAAUCAAAAAUUUCAUCUGCAAGUAGACUUAUAUGGGAGGUAGGUAAACAAUUUUCACCUCGACUAACAAUGCGAUGUGAACAACAAGUGAAUGUGUACACAGAUAUUAUUAGAAUUUGGGAAGUUGUAAUGGAACAUAAAAACAUCCAUCAAGCCGUGGAAAAAAUUGUUAGUUCAAUUGAGAAAUCUCAUGAAAAAGGAGCAUCUUGUCUGAUUCAGAAAAAACUUUGUGGUAUGAAGGCAGGAAAUAUUGAUUUAAGUACACAACAGAACAACCAAAACGAUAAUCGCAAGUUGAAAACGCCAAACAUUUAUGUCGAAUUAGAUGAAGGCAAGGAGAACAAGGCUGAAGAAAUAUCUUUUUUCCCACCUGCAAGUUCGAAAGAGACAGAAUACAGUACUAUCAAGUUCUAUACAUUUUCUUCCAAUGUUGCAUUGAACAUUUUGCACCGGAUGAAAGGAGAGUUCCCUUUUCGUGUCACAGAUGUUGAAUACCAGAUAACGAACCUACCAUUUGACGCUCCAAUUGUUUUAAUUGGUCGCAGUGGGACAGGAAAAACAACGUGUUGUGUUUAUCGCCUUUGGUACAGGUUUCAACAGUAUUGGUGGUCGACGAUUAUUGACGAGCCGACAUCGGAAGAAGUUCAAAGCGAAAAUACAGACGAUCAGGAUAAGGAAGAUAUAAGAGAUACGUGUUUGCCUAAUACACAGGAAUCAGUCAAUGAGAACGUCGAAGAUGAAAGCUUACAUGCACAAAUUCGUGAAACGAAUGGACAGGGCAGUGGAGCUUGCUGUGACAAAAGUUCCUUAGGUUGCAAUGAAGACGAAAAUAAUCAUUUCAAUACUGAAAAAAAAGACGUCAAAGAUGAAAUGAGAUGUGAUGAAAAUGUUGAUGAAUUACGCCAAAUAUUCAUAACAAAAAAUGGUGUGCUAUGCAGGGAAGUCCAGAAAAUGUUUAAAAGUUUCAUCGAUGGCGAUGAAAAGACAUCAAGACUGUUUAAAACGAAAGAUGAAGAUUUACCAAAUCGUUUCCAGGAUAUAAACAAAAUGCAGUACCCAGUGUUUAUUACCGCUAAACAUUUUUGGUUAAUGCUUGAUGCUACCUUAGGACCUCCAUACUAUUUUGAAAGACAUAUUGACGGGAGUUCAAAGUCCGAAAUAGAAGGAUGGACGGAUAUUGAUGAUAUGCAAACAAUUUUAGAUGAUGAAUUUGAUAGCGAGUAUAGUGAUGAAAGUGAAAGUGACGAAGAGGAGGAAUUCGAAGUGGUGAAUCAAAAUAUAACUCUCAUUGAAAACAAAAGAACACGUAUGAAGAAAGUUGAUCCGAGACGUGAAGUGACUUACGAGGUAUUUGAAGGCGUUAUUUGGCCUCGCAUUAUCGGAAAGUUUAAAAAGCAUAAAGGGAAAUAUCAUCCUUCAUUAGUCUGGACCGAAAUUAUGUCUAUUAUCAAAGGGUCUUAUGAAGCAAUCUAUGGCGGAAGAUAUUUGGAUAAGAAUAGCUAUUUUGAAAUAGGAAAGAAGCAAGCCCCAGCUUUCGUCGAUGAAAGGGAAAUACUUUACACUUUUUUUCUUGAGUAUGAACAUAUUCGACAAAACAGACAUAUGUUCGAUCAAACAGAUCUAGUCCAAAAUUUGUAUCAAAGAUUUCGCAAGCAGAAAAUUCCAAAAUGGAAAGUGAAAGAAAUAUACGUUGAUGAAGCACAGGACUUUGCACAGGCUGAACUGUUUCUGCUUAUCAAACUUUGUGAAAGUCCGCAUGGCAUGUUUGUAACUGGUGACACAGCUCAAAGUAUCAUGAAAGGAAUAGCAUUCCGGUUUAAAGAUCUAAUCAGUCUUUUCCAUUACGCCAGUAAGGACUCAUCAGUUAAAACUGUCGGCGUUUCUGUUCAACCAGACCAUAUCUACGAGCUUCCUCACAAUUAUAGGUCACAUUCAGGAAUUACAGCUUUGGCCACUAGCGUACUUGAUAUUCUAAAAGACUUGUUUCCCGAUUCCUUUGACAGUCUUCCAAGUGAUCAAUGUCUAUUUAAAGGACCAAAACCAGUUCUCCUCGAAACUGUUUCCUCUGAUCAGCUUAGUCUCAUCUUGUGUGAAAAUUUGAGAGAAACCUCGAAAAUUGAAUUUGGUGCACAUCAAGCGAUUUUAGUGGUUAAUGACAAAGCACGUGACAAUAUUCCAGAUGAAAUGAAAAGUGGACUUAUUCUUACAUUAUACGAAGCAAAAGGAUUGGAAUUUGAUGAUGUUUUGCUUUAUAAUAUAUUUACUGAUUCAGAGGCUACAAAAGAAUGGAGAGUUGUAUUAUCGUUUCUCGAAAAGCUUGCAAAGAAAGACUCAAAGAAUGAAUCAAAAAUACCUUUGCAAGUGUCAGCAGAUUUACGACCUUUGCCGUUCAAUCCGAAACAACACAAAGUAUUAAGUUCUGAAUUAAAGCAGCUGUAUACAGCAAUUACAAGAGCCAGGCAAAAUGUUUGGAUAUUUGACGAAGAUAAAGAACAAAGGAAGCCAAUAUUCGAGUACUUUCAGGCUUUACAUCUGGUUGAACUUGUUGCAGUAGAUAAGGAAGUUAAAUCUUUUACAAGAAAGUCUACACCAAGGGAAUGGGUUGAUAAAGGAGAGGAAUUUAUGAAAUUGAAGAUGUAUACUCAGGCUGUAAAAUGCUUUAAUACUGCAGGCGAUUCAAGAAUGGAAGACAUAGCACAUGCCUAUCAACAUUACAAAAUUGCUAGCACUCUACAUCAAAAUAGUCCCCAAUGGAAAGAGGAACUUCUUUUGGCAACUUUGAAAUUUUUAGACGCAAAAAAAAUCAAGGAGGCUGCAAAAUGUCUAGAAACAGCAAAACAAUUUGAUCUGGCUGCUGAACUAUAUGAGAAAAGAGAACAGUUUGAAAAAGCCGCUGAAAUGUAUAGAAGAUCAAAGAAACCCCUAGAAAGUUGUAAAUAUUACGAACGUGCUGGACGUUACGAAAAAUCCAUUGAUGUACAUCUUGAAAACAAACAGUUUGAAGAAGCUAUUCAUUCACUACACAGAUAUCAGGAAAACCCGAACCCAGAAAAAACAAAAGUACGGGAUAAUCAAACUGAAGACCAAAUAAAUAGGAAUGCUGCUGAGUAUUAUCAUACACAUAAAAACCGUGACGAAAUGGAAAAAGCUUUGAAUAGAAUUCAUGAUAUUCCUUGCAGAGUUAUGUUCCUGGAAAAAAAAUUCGAUGGUGAAAAUGAUUAUAUUAAGCUUGCAGCAUCUAUUUUAUUGGAAAAUGGACAGACAAGAAAAGCGGCCAGUCUAUAUGUUGACUACGGUUAUGCACAAGAAGCACGUCCGUUGUUUCGAAAAGACAAAGAAACAUAUAUGAUAGGCAUAUGUUCAUAUUUAGAUUCUCUCAAACAAAUCACCAUUAGAGCUGAUGGUAGUGCUAUAUGUUCUUACAGUACGAAUACGAAGGAGAUGACUAAACAGUUAGAAGAAGCAAUUUUUUACUUCAAUAAAUGCCGAAACAAGUACAGGGAUCGGAAAUGCAAUUACGGAGAGGUAACUGACGAGAUCGGGAAAUCGAACUUGCUUCUUGGAAGGCUAAAUGGCCAGCAAAAAUUUAUUGGAACUGCAUUCAAUUGCUUUGUGAAACGAAAACCGCAUACAAAUGAAGUAGGAAAAUUAGAGUGUCUUAGUUGGAUGGUCAAUAAUUCCAACCUGAAAAUAGACGCAAACUUAUCAAAAAUUGUGAUAGGCAUGGAAAACUUGUUUAAAACCUUUCUCAUUUUAGUCCCAUUAUCAAAACUAUCAACAAGAUUUACGGAGCCAAAAAAGGAACAGUUUUUGAGGGAUAAUGGUGUAAAACUUGAAAUUGGCAACCAUUAUUACAAUCCUAUCCACAAACCGCGUAUACUUGAAGUUCUGGCAAAGGUUCACGAUCCAGUAACUCUCAAAACUGUUAAAACAGUUGUCGAUGAUGUACCUGCUAUUUAUAAACUGAUUGUUGAAGACCUUUUAACAAAAACUAAAUUAUGGUUAUAUAAAAUAAUAAAAUCAAUUGAGGAGGAACGACAAAAACUGUCUAAACCGACUAUAAAAUCGCAAAACUUUAAAGAUAGGUCUCUGAGAGUCAUUAAAACAAAAGUUCCUUUCACUCAUAGUGAAGUUUUGCAGCUCAUUCGUUUGGACAUGCACAAUGUUAAACUGGAACAAAUUUUAAACGAGUGUAAUACAAAGCUAGGUCUAAACAGGGAGCAAAACCUUCUUUUGAAUCAGUCCGAACAAAGAAGUUUUCAGUUUUUCAAAUGCAGAAGACUAAUGGAAGAUUUGAUACUUACUGUACCGCAUAUCAGUAAUACAAAACCAGACGUGUUCGAAAUCUUGAUUGGUGUACGGUCCCAAAUGGAAAUUUACUUUGAAUCGGAAUUGGCAUCUUCUAAAAAGAUAGAAACAAGUGUAGCUCGAUUUUUCGAAUUCAUUUUCUUCAAAAAGAUCUUAGGUCUGCAACAGAAGGUGAACGACAGUCUGACAAAUCUCGAGUUUACAGUCUUACAAGAGAGAAAGAAAAAUAUGUUAGGUCGACAGAAAGCGUAUUGCUGUGGCUUCAUCUCAAAAAUAAAUAUACAAAAUCCAUUUGCGUUAUUCGUUGUUCGUUCUUUCAAAGAAAGUAUUGAUUAUUUAAAGUUGUACCACAAUCCAUACAAAGCCUUGAAACGGUUUAGCAUAUUUAUUGAGAGGAUGAAUAAACAACAAACAGAGGAAACAAUACCAGAAUUGACUUUACUUAUAAUUUGGGUCAAGUAUUUCACUUCAAUUGGUCUCAGUAUGCAAUCGAAAUUUUGCGGAAUGCAGAAGUCUGGAAAGAAAUGUCAUUUUGUUAUUCCGUCGUCAUAUAUCACAACUUCAAAAUUCGUCGAGCGAUGCAUGUUUUAUUCAAACGCAUGGACAACUGACGCAAUGAUUUGCUCAAGCAAAGAAGCGUCAAUUAGUGACGAUAUACCAGAUUUUUUAGAAAAAAAUAUCGAGAUAUUGGCCGGAAUUAGAGGAAAUAUCAAUAUCAUAAGUAUAAUUUUUCGACGUCUUAAUGAAUAUCUGCACUUACAGGAGUCGUCAGGACAAAUAACGAGAGAAGAUGAAGCUCUGUCCUCAAUUAUUGAUAUGGCAGAAGAUGUUAUAUUAUUGAGUAUGGUAUACGUCAUAAAUAUGGGCGAAGGCAUGUCAUACAAACUGGAGCCAUUUCUUUUUAAGGAAUUUGCGGUUUUAGAAAAUAGCGAAAGAUAUCCCAGAUAUAUUUAUGAAGCUAUACAUGGAAUACAGACUUCCUCUGGCAUAGCAGAUAUCUGCAUUUGUGUAAACAAUUUGUUAAAGCAAAAAGGGGAUAGCUUGAUAAAAUGUGCAUGGGAUAAUCAGAAGAAGCAUAUUUCAAAAGAACAAAUUGAGUCGGUAUUCAAUACUCGAUAUAGUUUUUUCCUUCCACAAACACUACGAAUACUAUCAGAUCCCACCUCUUAUGCUCAAGAGACAAACGAAGAGAUCCAAACAAUACAACAAGAAAUUGAAAUCGACGAUGAAGAAAUAAGAACCGUUCGUGAAGAACAAGUGACAGUUGAAAAGAAAAAAAUAGAAAAUUUCAUAUUGCAAACUUUGACGGUUAAGGAAAACCUACAAUCCAAAGUAUCCAUUGGGAACGACGAAUGUUUAAAUGAUCCCUUGUUUUCUGGCCUACUUGUCAAUGAAGGAGGCUGUGACGUUUGUGGCUGUUCUUUUGGAGGUAUUGGUGACGAUGAGGAACAAGACGAUGCUGGAAUAACCACAAAUCAUCAGCAUGACCAUGAAAGACCUUCACCAUCAACAGUUUCAAUGAAAUUGAAAUCUAUAGCAAGGUCUCUGUCGUCUACAUCGACGGAAAAUUUUCCAACAGCAACAUCAUCAAACACUCAAUCUAUCAUACAGAAUGAACAAAUUAUUAAUGCCCCUUCUAUUCAUUCCGGGGGAUAUUUGUCACAGAGAUCGGUUUCUUUGGAGUCAGAUGAUAAUCGAGAUUUUGUAAGGUCUUUGUCAUCGACCUCUGAUGACCAAGCACGAUUGACAAUGCAAGCAUUUGAAGAGCACACAUCAUCCCUUUCUCAUAAAACAAAAAUGAAAGAGGUUCAGAUAUUUUAUGAAGAUUAUAAGAAGUAUAUUAAACCUGGUUUAGAAAAAGUUCGACAAUUUAUAACAAAAUACGAAUUAUCCGGCGAUAUAAGUGAAAGGUAUGGGGAAGAUGAAAUAAGAAUAAGCCAACUGCUAUCACGUUUUGAGGAUUGUAAUGCAGAUUUAGCUGAAAUGAUUAAAUCAAAACAAUGGAAGACAUUAAAAGAUGUGGAGAAAAAGUUGCAUCAACUUGUAGAGCUUAAAUUGAAAUUGAGAGAUAGCGUCAAAGAAUUAUCCAGUGUAAAGCUUAAGACCGACAUUGCAGAACCACACAACGAUAUAGAUGAACUAGAAUACAAACCACAGAAAGAAAAGAACAAACACAAAACUAAAGGGAGAAGAAAGAAUAAUUGGCGCAAAAUUAAUGUGAAUCUUGUUGAUUAGAACUCUACAAGGUCAUAUACAAAUAGGACCGUUCAAACCGUCAAAUAAACUUUAUCUAAAGAAUAAAUCAUGCACACAGAUCCUGGCUACGCAACAUUUUCAAAAUUGUAGAUACUAGUUUAUAUCUUUACAUUACCAUUACAUAAUUUUCAAGAAAUGUGAUGUGAUAUGAGACUUGUCGAAGGCCGUAUGGUUGCGUAUUGUUUCUUACAUCCACUAGAUUUGCACUUUGGUGGAUGGUUGUAUCAUUGGCAAUCAUACCACGUCCCCUUUAUUUUUAUAUUUAUAAAUGGUAAGUCAUUAAGUACUGUUUUAUAAUUUUCUGGUCUGUGCGUCCGUUCUUCCGUCCGCUCGUUCGUCCGUUAAUAAGCUGUGCAUAGCUAAAUACAUGGAAUAUUCCAGAGGAUAAUUAGGAUUAUACCUAUUUCAAAAUCCUGCAUUUUGCUGCUUAAUUAUUUUAAAAGUUUUAUUUUCUUUUACCUUCAAUAUUUAGUUUCUUUAACACUUGAUCCUGGUACAAAUAAGUUUAGCUUGUCAAAGGUCUCAUUUUUGAUUACGCAUCAUUUAGAAAAUAGAAAAAAGUCCUGAAAAUACUCCAAGAGCUAUAUAAACCAACAAAAACAAACCAUAUUAAGUUUAUUUUAUAACCGGAUGUAAUGAUCAUUUUUUUUUGUUAAAUGAACAUUAAUUAUCAGUUGUAUAAGUAUUUCAAAUGUUAUAGGUAAAUCAUGGCUAUCGAAAAUUAGACAGCAAAAACAAAGUUACCCACUCAAUCCGUUUUAAACUAUGUGCACCACAUAUUCACUUUAAAUUUAUGUGUCCGAUAUGUAUGACAGUUUUUACCCAAAUUACAGUCAGUGAAGAAUAGAAAAUUUCAGAAUAUACACAUUCCCUUAUAAAAUCAAUCUUUUCCAUUUGGUUUGAUCCUGAUAAUUGGCACACGUGUUAAAUUUAUACUUUAAGGUCCAUUUUCUUAUUUCACGUUCAAUUUUAAAUAUGUAAUUACCUUGACGUUCGGUUGAUCAAAGUUUGAGACCAAUUAAUAUUCAUAAAAUAAAGUACACACAUACAUUUGUAUUGUAGUUAUUUAAAUUUUGAGAAUUUUAGGUUUAAAAUAGUUAUGCUCUCACCCUUCCGGAGCACCUAAGAUCACCCCUAAUUUUUGGUGGGGUUCGUGUUGUUUAUUCUUUGGUUUUCUAUGUUGUGUCAUGUGUACUAUUGUUUG
Mytilus trossulus (common blue mussel) is the source of this 10624-nucleotide messenger RNA. Its product is annotated as TPR and ankyrin repeat-containing protein 1-like. The transcript is spliced from 20 exons. Bases 1 to 9399 code for a protein of 3132 amino acids. Gene Ontology annotation, molecular function: protein binding; ATP binding. Lineage: Eukaryota; Metazoa; Mollusca; Bivalvia; Mytilida; Mytilidae. The record is from RefSeq and is a predicted model, not a curated record.